Molecule: messenger RNA, 387 nt
Organism: Apiotrichum porosum
Lineage: Eukaryota; Fungi; Basidiomycota; Tremellomycetes; Trichosporonales; Trichosporonaceae
Exons: 7
Coding region: 1-387 (128 amino acids)
Source: RefSeq, a predicted model, not a curated record
AUGGCCAGGGGUUCCGACAUUGUUAUUGCCGUCAUCGCCAUCCUCUUCCCGCCCGCCGCGGUGGCGAUGCUGACUGGUAUGUCUUACGCUGGUGGCCUCGCGGCCACUCGCUCGCGUCCCCACCCAUUAGUUGCUGACUCCCAACAGGUUGCGGCUGUGACCUCCUCAUCAACAUCUGUCUUACCCUUCUCGGCUACAUUCCGUAUCUUCGAAUUCGGCCACAUCCACGCCUUCUGGAUCCUGUGGAAGAAGAUGAAGGCCGAGGAGCUCUACGGCGUCCAGGGCUACCAGUACCUCGGCAACGGCGAGUUUGUCGCCGUCGCCGGCGGACCUCCCCAGGCCAACCACCGCGCCCCUCCUCCCCCGCACUACGGCUCCACCCGCUAA